Messenger RNA from Cynoglossus semilaevis (tongue sole), 1404 nucleotides. RefSeq names its product zinc finger SWIM domain-containing protein 6-like. The record is from RefSeq and is a predicted model, not a curated record. The transcript is spliced from 2 exons. Gene Ontology annotation, molecular function: zinc ion binding. Bases 257 to 1057 code for a protein of 266 amino acids. Gene Ontology annotation, cellular component: Cul2-RING ubiquitin ligase complex. NCBI's taxonomy places the organism in Eukaryota, Metazoa, Chordata, Actinopteri, Pleuronectiformes, Cynoglossidae.
ACUCGAUGUUCGGGAAUCCCGCCUCCAGUUCCUUUUAUAGCGCCACAUGUGCGCUGGCGCUGCUCCAGGAUCCCACCCAUCCUGGUUACUUUGACAACACAAAAGACUUCGCAUAACUCGUAAGCCCCGCCUACAUAUCCAAAUAAGGACCGCCACUCCAUGUAGGGCAAACAAUCGACGCGAGAUUGCCCUUUUCUCUUCCUUAUCCCGUUUAUAUGAUCGGAGAGGAACUGCGCUUCAGGUUGGAAGCGGUGCGAUGAUGGCCGAGCGAGUCCAGCAGCCCCCAGCCAAGCGGCUCUGCUUCCGGCCUGGCUACAACCUGGCAUGUAAGCAGGGGCAGCGGGCUGGAGGAGUCCUGUGUGGCGGCUCCGGGUCCGCUCCUGGUGCGUCGGGAAACGGGAAAACGCACAACCCCGAGUCGCUACUUGACAUCGCGGCGCGCAGAGUCGCGGAGAAGUGGCCCUUUCAGAGGGUGGAAGAGCGAUUCGAGAGGAUCCCGGAGCCCGUCCAGCGGAGGAUCGUAUACUGGUCAUUUCCGAGAAGCGAAAAGGAGAUCUGUAUGUAUUCCUCCUUUAACGCCGGAGGAGAGGAGAGUGGAACUAGCGGGGACAAUAACGACGAGACUCAGCUGCCUUUCCUGCGGGGUGUCACUCUGCUGGAGGGAGGCUGGGUGGACAACGUACUACAAGUCGGCUUUCAUCUAAGUGGCACAGUGACAGACCCCGCCACCCCCCCGUACCCGGAGCUUGUCUGCAGCGUGAGUGUCAGCUUUGACCGCUGCAAGAUUACUGCGGUGACAUGCACCUGCGGAAACAAAGACAUCUUCUACUGUGCCCAUGUAGUGGCACUCUCGCUUUACAGAGUACGGAAGCCCGAGCAGGUCAAACUGCACCUACCCAUUUCAGAAACACUGUUCCAGAUGAGCAGAGACCAACUGCAGAAGUUUGUCCAGUAUCUGAUAUCAGUACACCAUACAGAAGUGCUGCCAACCGCUCAGAAACUGGCAGAUGAAAUACUGUCUCAAAACUCAGAGAUCAACCAGGUUCAUGGUGAGUGAAGUCUGUGUGUGUGUGUAAUGGUCAAAGUAAGUGGUCAUGUUCAGGACCACAGAAUGAUGUAGAUUUGUGUGCGGCAGUGUGUUUUUCUGUCUGCACAUGCAUACAGUUGAACCCAGAAGUUUACAUACACUGUAUAAAAAGAGACACAAUCCUCUUUUGAAAAUUCAGAUGUAAUUAUCUAGGAACCACCAGUGCACAAUUUGAAAGAAGAAACGCAAACAAGAGUUGUAUUUUUGUGUAAGAAAGAAAACUCCUUAGGUCCAAGAGUUUUUAAAAUUUUACAUGCAUAAAAAGGUUAACACAAUAAAGUAAAGGGGAAACCCACAAGACAUAUUAUUGUCCUCUU